UACGGAUAAAACCCGUAAUAGCGGAGCUGUGUCAGUGCUAUUAGUGAUGUACGUGGCAUAAGAAUCUUACGCGAACGCGUAAAAAAGAGAAGAAAUGCAUAAGAUCCGCGAAUAGAGGCGAAUUUUCUCUUUUUUUCAAGGAAGAACGAGAUUGCGAGAGAGACUGUCUUAAACGAUGCGAGUGUUGCCCGAUUACGCAAAUAUGAUGGGAUUACCGUGUUCAUUCAGAAUGGAAGCAAUUCUGAGGAAUCUCCAUUUCUGACCGAUCGAUCAGCAUAACUUAAGAUAAAUUUCAUUCACGUCGGGUCCGCUAUAUUUGUGGAUUAAUAUCGAUACCUAUCCAAAUGCACUCCAUGUAUUCGUCUAAGAAAGGCGAUCCUCUUUGCCCUUUGGGUUUUCAUCCACAAGUACGGUGGCCAACGCGUUGCAAACGAUGUUUUAGAGAUUAUAAAGAGCAUGGCGGGAGAAGAAACAGUCUCGGAGACAUCACAUCUUCUUCCCCUAGUCUUUCUUUGGAUUCAUCGCGCGGCGCCGAGAGCAAAAGGACGUGGUCUUCCGCUACUAAUUUGGCGAAAGAUGAAACCAAGAAUAACUAUUCUCAAUCAGCGACGACAACCGGAUGGACAUCUUUGAUGGAUCUUUCUGCCAUAGAUAAGGAUACCCAAGAUGCUCCCAAAUUAGAAAAUGUUAGAAAACCAGCAAAGCUUCAGAUAAAAAAUGUAAUAAGCAACAACGAAGGCACUUCGGAUAAUGAUGUAGAGUUUAUAAUUCAGGUAAAGAAAUCACGGCCAGCACCGCCAAAACAGGUGGUUGAGGAUGGCCUGGAUAAUGUCAUGGUAAAAGGAGAGGAAUCCGAGAAGAAUGAGAUAGAGAAAUUAAAAUCCCAAUUAAAUGAUAUGAGAGCGAGAUGCGAGAAAGCGGAGAAAGAAAAAAGCGAGAUGUUGCUGCGUCGAUUGGCGACUAUGGAGACGAUGUCGAACAAAACAUCAACGAGUGAAGUGGCAAAACUACAAAAGAAAAACGAAGUGCUUGUACAAGAAAAAAAUUUAUUACUGACAAAGAUAAAAAAUUUGGAGAAGGAAACGAUUGGUAAACCGUACAGGGGUGAAAAGGACAGAAUGCAUGACGAAUUACGUUCGAAACUUAAGGCGGCAGAAAACCUUUGUGAAAGUUUAAUGGACGAAAACGAAGAUAUGAAAAAGGAAAUUAGACAAUUAGAAGAAGAGAUUUAUGAAUUGCAGGAUAAUUUUAGGGACGAACAAGCAGACGAGUAUACCCGUUUGCGAAAAAGUUUGGAGCAAUCAAACAAAAAUUGCCGAAUAUUAUCGUUCAAACUGAGGAAAGUAGAACGCAAAUCUGAAGAAUUAGAAAACGAACGAUCCGCUCUAGAGAAGAAAUAUGAAGAGAUGAAGAAAACAGAAGAAAUUCUGCAGAAAGUAAGUAACGCAUUCCAGGAAAGAACGCAAAAGAAGGCAACAGAUACCACAACAAAAAUGCAACUCAAAAAGAUGGUUGACGAAAUGGAAAAGGAAAUAGAAGACAUGCUGAAUAUUUUCUCCAACAUUAAAAAUGGACAUAAUGUAGAUAUACCAGAUAUGAAAUCAAAAGAUAAUAAUAAUUUAAAGUACGAUAAACUUCUAAAGGAACAUGAACUCCUUAAAGAAAAACUCGAAUCUGCUGUGAAAGAAUUAGCCAGUGAAAAAGAAAAGAAAAAAGUUCAAUCAAAUGUAAAAGAAGAUACUAAAAAUUUGGAUUUACAAAAUGUGAAAAAGAAGUUAGAUGAAGCAGUCACUUUACGGGAAACUGAAAGAAAAGCGUGGGAUAAAGAAAAAUUGGCUCUUUUGGAAGAGAAGGAAAAAUUGAAAUCAAAACUUUUAUCGCUAUCAGCCGAGAAAUUAAAAAUUUAUAACGAGGUUGUACAACUGAAAAAAGACAUCGAAAUUGCUAAGUCGUCGGAAAAAAAUACUGCAAAGAUGGAAGAAAUAAUAAAUGAAAUAAAAGAAAAACUAUCACAAGAACAAGAAAAGUGUAAACGAUUACAGAAUGAUAUAUCAUCGUAUACCGAAAGAGAGACGAAAAUGUCGCAAUCUAUAACAUCUAUGGAACAGGCAAAAACUAAACUCGAUGCUGAGGUGAAACGUUUGAAGAAGGAAUUAGAGAAUUCAAAAUCUACUACAUCAACAAAAAUCACGGAUUUAAAUGCAGAGAUUGCGGCACUUAAGCAGGAAAGUGAAAAAUUAACAUCACAACUUGACAGUGAGAAAGAAGCGAAAGAAACCGAAAUAGAAGCGCUCAAGAAAAAGAUAGCUUCCUUAGAAAAAGCCGGACAAAAUACAAAGCGCAUGAAUGAGAUGAAACAGACUUACAAUGAGAAAAUUUUGAAUCUCGAGAAUGACAUUAAAAAACAACAACAAGAUCAAGAGACUCUAACUAAAAAAUAUCAAGACCUUAUGAAAUCAAAGCUACAACUUGAAAGAGAAAAUGAAUCUUUGAAUAGCAAAUGUUCAGAGUGUAAAAAGGAUCUAAAAAGUAUUCAAUUAGAACUUGAUGAAUUACGUAAUUCAAUAAAAACGAGAGAAAACGAGUGGCGAUUAGAAAAAUCUGCUCUAGAAAGCCAAAUUCGUGAGAAUCAGUUACCGAAUAAAGUUAUUGUGGCAGAAUUAAAUAAUGAAAUUAAUACAUUAAAGAAAGAAAAUGCCACUUUAUUGGAACGGUUGGAAGAUAUAAGGAAAAUGAACGACGACUUGUCUGCAAAAUUGAAAGAUUACGAAGCAGUAUCAAAAAUUCAUCAAGUAUUAACACCCGAUACUACGGCACUGGAAUCCGAAAUCCGAAAAUUAAAGAAUGCCCUGACAAAUACGGAAAAAGCCAAAAAGGCAGACUUAGCGCAAUGUAAAAUGCGCUACGAGCACAGGAUUACGGCGAUCAAUGAUGAGAUACAAGCAAUCCAGAAUCAAUUAUCGCGAUAUAAACGCGAGCGUGAUACUUAUAAACACAUGUUGGAAGGCGCGCAAAAAACUAUAGGCGAGCUAAAGCAGACAACGAGACAAGGCAGAUUAUCCAAUGCGUCCUCUGGAAAAUCAGACGAGGAUGAAGAAUCAUCAAGGGCUAAUGUGUUAGUAUUAGAAAAACAAAUCAGUUGCAUGGAAGAUGAACUUUCUGAAACAAGAUUGGAAGCCUCCAGACUAAAGGCCGAGUUAGUUUCGGAAAAAUCUGGGAGUCACGUUAAAGUCUCUGAAUUGCAAUCUCGAAUUAAUGAGUUGGAGGAGGAGCGAUUACUCACCAGCGGACGUUCGAAAAUUCCAGGAUUGAAAGUGCGAAUGGAGUUAGCUUGGCAAAAAGAGAGAGAAGAACAUCAAAGAUUGCUGCAGGAAACGGCAACGCUAGCGCGAGAUUUGCGGCAAACGUUGUUUGAAAUAGAGAGAGAGCGCAGUAAAGAACGUCUUGAAAAUAAAAGGAGACAAGAUCAAUUAAAGAAAGUAUUCGAUGAAGAAAAAGAAGAAAAUAAGAAAAAAUUACUAGAGCUGCAAUGCGAUCUACUUGAGCUGAGGGAUGCGCACGCAAAAUUAAGAACGAGCAAUGAAAAAAUGAGACGCGAGAAAGAGCGGCAUGAGAAAGAAAGACACGAACUCAAAGAAGUGAUAUUGACCAAGUGCAAAUUGGAGCAAACUGAGCUGCGUAACAUUAAUAUUCUUAUGCAACAAGUUCAAGAUUUGCUACAAUUGUUCCCUGAAUUAAAUACUAUAACAGAGAACGGAACAUCCGAUGCAUAUACACCAACUCCGCCGAGACGAUUAAGGGGACCAAAAUCAAGAGAAUCAUCACCAAUGUUGGAAAUGAAGAACGACGUAAAAGUAGGCACUCCAAUACUCGGAGAAAGAACAGAGAAAUUAGAAUACACCAUCAAAAAAUUAAUGGACGUAGCGAAGGAACUUAAAGAAUCGAAGAAAAUGGCAGAUGAAACUAAUUCAACGCGAUUGAAAAAAAUGGGAAAGAGAUCAACGUCAGUAGAGAGCGAUCCAGGAAAAGGAGUGGUCUUGAAUCGCUCUAAACCACGUUUAAAAAGAAAGAGUCUCUCUUUGGAACAAACAACUGGACGUCAGCAAUCUCCAGCUAUUUGGGGCACCGAUAGCAACUUGUCGAGCAUGCAAUCAUUGGAGGGAUCAGAAAUUGAUUCUCGCGGAGCUAGUUUGCAGAGAGAUUCCAGUGUAGACAGUCGUCUUUCUGGAGGAUCAACAAAGAGCGAAAUGUUAGACCGAGACAAAAAAUAUGGUAAAGGAAUAAUACGAAAAUUAACACACAAGUUAACUAAAUCGUCUAGCGUAGAUGACCCAAACAUGACCGACUAUUCGCUGCAGACAUCUGGUUCUGAAACCAGCAUCAAUGAAAGCAGUAAAAUGGAGAAGAAGAAUUUAAAGACGAAAUUAACAGCUAUAUUUAAAAGAGGUUCAAGAAGCAGCAGUGUGGAGAAAAAAACUGGACCUAGUAAUUCCAGCAGACCUGCUUCUAGAAAUUCCAUGACAUCAGAUUAAUAAUCCCAUAUGUGCGAUCUUACUAAAGGACUUGAUACUUUACCUAAACAUUGCGAUUAUUUUUUCCUAAAAAUAUAACGUUACAUUCGACUAUAUAAUAAAAAAGCAGACUGCUCAAGUUCGUUUUUAGAUAUAAUCAGAGAGUACAGUCGGCAUCAGGUAUGCAUGAAAUUAUGUACGUUUAGAGUACGUAUUCAGGUAUGAAUAUUAGAUAGGAAAUUCCACAUAAGGAAUCUACGUUUAAAUUUUCGCAAAGAAUAGAAACAUAUGUACAUGUAUACGUGUAUUUCUGCACAUCUCGAGUACACAGUUGAUUUAUUUAAUCCUUAAAUCACGAUGUCAUCUAUGUCGUUUUAAUAUCCAGUCUAAGUAGUCUCUAUUUAAUUCAUUCACUUUAAGUAAUUUUUUCACAGAAAAACACGCGCAAAUCGAAAACGAUCCGUGCAUGAUUAUAAGUGAGUGUAAAACAUAUGUACAUAUCCUUAUAAAAGUGUAAUACACAAUUAUUUGGAAAAUAUAGCAUAUAAAGUUACUGGUUGUGUCCUAGAAAUUAUUCAUUUAUUUUAAAACCGUUUGCAUCAGAAAAUUAA
Messenger RNA from Camponotus floridanus (Florida carpenter ant), 5122 nucleotides. RefSeq lists its product as uncharacterized. The transcript has 29 exons. NCBI's taxonomy places the organism in Eukaryota, Metazoa, Arthropoda, Insecta, Hymenoptera, Formicidae. The record is from RefSeq and is a predicted model, not a curated record. The coding region runs from base 345 to 4532 and encodes 1395 amino acids.